AUGACCGACACAGCAGACGCCCCUCAAACUAACAAGGCCUUCGUGCCCCUCGAAAACAACCCCGAAGUAAUGACCCACCUCGUCCGCCAACUCGGCCUCUCCCCAACCCUAGGCUUCACAGACGUCUGGUCAAUCGACAGCCCAGACCUCCUCGCCUUCAUCCCCCGCCCGUCUUACGCCCUCCUCCUCGUCUUCCCCGUCUCAGCAGCCUACGAAGCAACCCGACGUACCGAAGACGCGCCCCUCCCCGAAUACACCGGCUCCGGGGCCAACGAACCCGUGAUGUGGUUCAAGCAAACGAUCCGCAACGCGUGCGGACUCAUCGGGCUCCUGCACGCCGUAUCGAACGGCACGCCGCGGAAGCACAUCACCCCCGGCUCGGACCUAGAUAACCUGCUGAAGGAAGCAGAGGGACUGGGGCCGAUCCAGCGCGCGGAUCUGCUGUAUGAGAGUAAGGCCCUGGAGAGUGCGCAUGCGGAUGCGGCGAAACUGGGAGAUACGGAUGCGCCGGCGGCGGAGGACUCGGUGGAUUUGCAUUUCGUGGCGUUUGUGAAGGGGGAGGAUGGCACGCUUUGGGAGUUGGAUGGGCGGAGGAAGGGACCGCUGGUUAGGGGGGUGCUUGGGGAGGAGGAGGAUGCGUUGAGUGAGAGGGCGUUGCAGUUGGGGGUUAGGAGGUUUUUGGAGGUGGAGAAGGGGAGUGGGAGUGGAGAGGGGGAUUUGAGGUUUAGUCUGGUUAGUUUGGGGGAGGUUUUUGAUUAA
Molecule: messenger RNA, 759 nt
Organism: Aspergillus luchuensis
Lineage: Eukaryota; Fungi; Ascomycota; Eurotiomycetes; Eurotiales; Aspergillaceae
Product: ubiquitin carboxyl-terminal hydrolase
Exons: 2
Coding region: 1-759 (252 amino acids)
Biological process (GO): ubiquitin-dependent protein catabolic process; protein deubiquitination
Cellular component (GO): cytoplasm
Molecular function (GO): cysteine-type deubiquitinase activity
Source: RefSeq, a predicted model, not a curated record